Messenger RNA from Purpureocillium lilacinum, 1023 nucleotides. RefSeq lists its product as uncharacterized. The record is from RefSeq and is a predicted model, not a curated record. Lineage: Eukaryota; Fungi; Ascomycota; Sordariomycetes; Hypocreales; Ophiocordycipitaceae.
AUGACAGAUCCCAGACGAAUUCUGUUGGUUUCAUACCCGCGAUCGGCGUCGAACCUGUUGGUCCGAAUGCUAGGUCUAGACGAUCAGCCCGAUGUUCCCCAGAAUGUGAGCCGCGGCUACCACCUUAAGCAGAUGGCCUCUCUCGCAUUCGACGAGGAUUUAUGGGAGAAGCCGCUUCACGAAUGGGGUGCCAGCAAACAACGCCUUCGACAAGCUGCCGCCGACGGUUUCGAUGCAUUGGAGAAGACGCGAGCCGCCGGCGACUCCCAGGGCAAGAUCACGUUUACCAAGGAACAUGCCACUUUGUUGACAGACCCCACUGUUUUGAACGAGUUCAUCUUCGGACGAGAAGGGGCUGUGGAGCAGCGAUGGCGCAUUGAUGAAGCCGGCUGUGACAAGGCUCCAGAAGAGUACACGGCAUUGAACGACACCAUUUUUUCGGAUGCAUACCUCCGGCAAUGGAAGAUGGCAUUUGUCAUCAGACACCCUGCAAUGGCUUUUCCGUCGUUGUAUCGGAUUCUUCUGAAUGCCGCGCCAAACCGCGAGUUUACAAAAGGGACGGCGAAUUACCUUCCCGUUUACAUGACAAUCCGUUGGAACCGAAGAUUGUACGAUCUUGCAACCAAGUUCCACAGGGAAACUGCCAAUGGCGCGGCUAGGGAUACCGAGGCCAUAGCUAUGCCAUUGGUGCUAGAUGCGGAUGACGUGAUUGGGAAUCCUAGGGCCGUCCAGAAGUUUGCGGCUCUGCUCAGAUUGGACCCCGACAAAACCCAAUCGAGUUGGUCUCCCAUUACACAGGAAGAGAAGGAGAAAUUGCCCGCGAGAGCUCAGAUUAUGCUGUCGACGCUCAAUGCUUCCACUGGUAUCAUAGCAGACAAGUCGGCAGCCAGCAUAGACAUCACUGCCGAGGCGAGUAAAUGGGCGGACGAAUUUGGGCUUGCGCGGGCCCAGCAGCUUGAGAAAUGGGUGCGAGAGGCGAUGCCUGAUUACGAGUAUUUGAAGGAGAGGCGGAUACAAGUGUAG